Molecule: messenger RNA, 189 nt
Organism: Clunio marinus
Lineage: Eukaryota; Metazoa; Arthropoda; Insecta; Diptera; Chironomidae
Source: the annotation of a GenBank genome assembly
AUGAACAUAUCAGCAAGAAAAACUGAAAAAAAGGAUGCUAACAAAUAUAGAACAUUCUAUAGAAACAACUCGAAACAAUCACAUCAAGACUUUUGCUGUAGCGAACAACAAGUCAAAGAAUUUUGUAAAGAAAUUGAGGAAAAUAUUGAGAAAUUAACAAAUAAAAUUAACAGAAAAAGUUCAACAUAA